AUGAUAAUUUAAUUUUAAUAUAUAAAUUAAUGAUUUAACCAUUUCAAAAUAUUUCAUCAAUUGUUUCAAUUCUUGAUUGUAUCGAUUAGUCAAUUAAGUCAAUUGAGUGUUAAUUUCAACUUCUACUCCUCCCACAAACACGUACUACUACAUCAUGGCCUCAUCAUACUCUGAUUUCAAAUUAGCUUCUGAUUUAUCAGCUUGGAAAAAAUUAGAACAAACUUAUAAAUCUGAAGGUUCUGAAUUUAAAGUUAAAGAAGCCUUUGAAAAAGAUCCAAAGAGAUUUGAAAAGUUUUCUAAAACUUUUAAAAAUUUCGAUAAUAGUCCAAUUUUAUUUGAUUUCUCCAAGAAUUUAAUCAAUGAUGAAAUUUUAGCUCAAUUAAUCGCUUUAGCUAAAGAAGCUAAGGUUGAAAGUUUAAGAGAUGCAAUGUUUAAAGGUUCAAGAAUCAAUUCCACCGAAGAUAGAGCUGUUUAUCAUGUUGCUUUAAGAAACAGAGCUUUAAAAACUAUGGAAGUUGAUGGUAAAGAUACUUCUAAGGAAGUUGAUGAUGUAUUACAACAUAUGAAAGAAUUCUCAGAAGAAAUCAGAUCUGGUAAAUGGACUGGUUAUACCGGUAAAGCCAUUACUGAUGUGGUUAACAUUGGUAUUGGUGGUUCUGAUUUAGGUCCAGUUAUGGUUACUGAAGCUUUAAAAGCUUAUUCUAAACCAGGUUUAAAUGUUCAUUUUGUUUCUAAUAUUGAUGGUACUCAUUUAGCUGAAACUUUAAAAGGUUUAAAUCAAGAAACUACUUUAUUUUUAAUUGCUUCUAAAACUUUCACUACUGCUGAAACCACUACUAAUGCCAAUUCUGCUAAGAAAUGGUUCUUAGAAGGGGCUAAAGAAAAUAAACAUAUUGCUAAACAUUUUGCUGCUUUAUCAACCAAUGCUGAAGAAGUUUCUAAAUUUGGUAUUGAUACUAAAAAUAUGUUUGGAUUUGAAAAUUGGGUUGGUGGUAGAUAUUCAGUUUGGUCUGCUAUUGGAUUAUCUGUUGCUAUUUUUAUUGGAUUUGAAAAUUUUAAUGAUUUCUUAAAAGGUGCUGAAGCUUUUGAUGCUCAUUUUGUUGAAACUCCAUUAGAAGAUAAUAUUCCAGUUUUAGGUGGGUUAUUAAGUGUUUGGUAUAAUAAUUUCUUUGGAGCUCAAACUCAUUUAGUAGCUCCAUUUGAUCAAUAUUUACAUAGAUUCCCAGCUUAUUUACAACAAUUAUCAAUGGAAUCAAAUGGUAAAUCGGUUACUAGAGGUAAUGUUUUCACUAAUUAUCAAACUGGUGUUAUCUUAUUUGGUGAACCAGCUACCAAUGCUCAACAUUCUUUCUUUCAAUUAGUUCAUCAAGGUACUAAAUUAAUUCCAACUGAUUUUAUUUUAGCUGCUCAAUCUCAUAAUCCAAUUGAAAAUAAUUUACAUCAAAGAAUGUUAGCAUCUAAUUUCUUUGCUCAAUCUGAAGCUUUAAUGGUUGGUAAAGAUGAAGAAAAAGUUAAAGCUGAAGGUGCCACUGGUUCAUUAGUUCCUCAUAAAGUAUUUGCUGGUAAUAGACCAACCACUUCAAUUUUAGCUCAAAAGAUUACUCCAGCCACUUUAGGUGCUUUAAUUGCUUAUUAUGAACAUUUAACUUUUGUUGAAGGUGCUAUUUGGAAUAUUAAUUCUUUUGAUCAAUGGGGUGUUGAAUUAGGUAAAGUUUUAGCUAAAGUUAUUGGUAAAGAAUUAGAUAAUUCCAAUGAAAUUGAAUCUCAUGAUGGUUCAACUAAUGGUUUAAUUAAUCAAUUCAAAGCUUGGUCAAAAUAACUAUCCAUAAACACUGAUCAUAAUUCUAAAUUAUAAUCUUUUAUUAAUCUUAUCUCUUUGUGUGUUUUUAUCAUAUAUAAAGUAAAUAAAGUUACCCUUUUAAUUUUAACGUUGUUUUAUCAUCAUAUUGGUAUGUAUUUUUAUAUGCCGGAAAUACGAAGAGCUCUCCAAAUUUUUUUAUUUUAUUUUUUUUUCAAAUAUGUGUAGAAGCAAUUAGUUAAGGUGAAGCUUUCAUUAAAACGAUAGAACUACAACAGUAGUGAUUAACAGUGGAUGGCACUGAGUCAUUGAAGAUAAUAGAAAAAAGAACUAGACACAAUAUUCAAAAAAGAAUACUUCUUUAGCAAACAAAACAACAAUAAUCAUAGCAAUAAUAAUAAUAAUUACCAUAUAAUGUCAGAUC
Molecule: messenger RNA, 2222 nt
Organism: Scheffersomyces coipomensis
Lineage: Eukaryota; Fungi; Ascomycota; Pichiomycetes; Serinales; Debaryomycetaceae
Gene: PGI1
Product: glucose-6-phosphate isomerase
Exons: 1
Coding region: 155-1819 (554 amino acids)
Biological process (GO): glycolytic process; gluconeogenesis; glucose 6-phosphate metabolic process
Cellular component (GO): cytosol
Molecular function (GO): glucose-6-phosphate isomerase activity; carbohydrate derivative binding; monosaccharide binding
Source: RefSeq, a predicted model, not a curated record